AUGACAACCAGUUCGAUAGCUACAUCGGCAGAAUGCAAGUAUCAGCUUAUACAUCAAACUACACCCAUUCUCCGCCGCAGUUUCCAGUCUUUGGCAGAGCGGCUGGAGUCUGCCACCAAUGCCGAAGAUCCAAAGCCCGCUGUGACAAAUUUCUUCCCGCUUGUACCCGAUGUACAUCGUACGAAACAGAUGCGAUGCGUCUAUGGACGCCAAUUAUCCACCAACACCUCCGCCGGCGGAGUUUGCACUGAUGACGGAGAAGGCGUCAAACCGCUCACAAAUCAGACGGCGUGUAUUUUUGAAGUAUCCCUUGAGACGUGCUACAAACUAGUGGGUAUGAUAUCGGUCGCUCUGUUGAGUGGCAUCGAUGAUGCUGAGCAAGAUGCUUCGAUUCUUUGUAUGUCGCUUAAACCUACAGGCUUGACCGCCGCAUCCAUUGCUCAGGCAUACAAGAAAAGGGUCCAUGACUGGUUUCCAAUUGUCACAGAAGACCAAAUCAUCUCAUUUGCCACACCUUCUAUUUCAGGAAACUGCCAUGGCAGAGACGGCGUAUUGCUUCUCUGCAUGGCUCUAGUGUCACAGCAGCCGUGCGGGCACCCGGGUCAUGGUAUAUGUUGCAACUUAUAUAAGGCAGCAAAGCAGUCUUUUCUUCUCUUACAAACUUCUUCAGGAAAUAGUCUACAAACUCUCCAGAUUGGUCUCUUGCUCUCGCUGUUUGAGUACGGCCAUGGUCUCGAUGAAGAGUCCAAACUCUCGAUUGCAGCUUGUACAACCAUAUGCAGAUCGCACAAGUUCCUAUUAGAUGAUGGAAGCGAAGAUGGAGAGGAUUUGACUGUAGCUGCUAUAUGCAGGAGAGCAGUUGCGAUUAUGGACUGGUAA
Molecule: messenger RNA, 879 nt
Organism: Trichoderma gamsii
Lineage: Eukaryota; Fungi; Ascomycota; Sordariomycetes; Hypocreales; Hypocreaceae
Exons: 2
Coding region: 1-879 (292 amino acids)
Source: RefSeq, a predicted model, not a curated record